GCUGUGUGACUGAUUACGGAGAAAACGAAACUUAGUGAGUCUGAAUUAAAACAGCCCGGUCGUCCGUGGAAGUAGAGUUAAAAUAAAAACAAAGGCGAUAAUAUAUCGUUAGUGAGUAUUCUGAGAGUUACUCUCUGUUGAAUUGUGACUGUUGCGUUAUUAAUAAUGGCCGUAGCUAAACUAAACGAGUAUGCGCAGAAAGCGCGUUUAGAUCUGAGAUACGAGGACGUUGGAUGUGACGGCCUCGACCACAUUCGGACAUUUACAAUGAGAGUCAUCCUGGAUGGUAAGACGUAUGAUGGUGUGGGGAAGAACAAGAAGGAAGCCAAACUGAAAGCAGCUGAAAAUGCCCUCAGCAUCCUGUCUGAGGGAACUAUUGAUCCUGACAAUAGCUGUGCCGAGACAAAUUUCAUUGGCUAUAUUAACCACUACUGUCAGCAAACAAACCGCAGCCAAUCAUACGUUGAAGAGGAGAGACGUGGCACACCUGAUAAGCGUCAAUUUUUCUUCAAAGUAAUAAUUGACAAAAAGGACUACCCUGUGGGUGAGGGUAAGUCUGUCAAGAAAGCCAAACAAAAUGCAGCUCAGCUGGCUUGGUCUGCACUCCAAGAACAGCCCGACUGGGACAGACAGGUGUCUGUCAGAUCAACCGAGGAUGAUGGAGCAUCCAUAUUAACUGCCCCGGAGUCUAAUGAAUCAUCAUCAUCAGCAAUUGGAACACGAGGCUCAAACAUAUUCACAGAUUCAUCCAACUCUUCCAAGAAUCAGGAUGCUGUCAAAGACCAGAAUACCGGAAAUAGUCAGAAUGAAACAUCCAUCGAGUCAAGGUUUACUUUAGACUUUGAUUCCAUGGAGUAUCUUGGCAUUGGAGCCUUUGGUCGUGUUUACAAAGCAAGACACAAAUUGCUGGAGAAGGAUUUUGCUGUAAAGGUUGUCUGCCUUGAAGAGAAAUCUCUUCGAGAGGUGGGGACAUUAUCAGACCUCCUCCACCCUAAUAUCGUCAGAUACUACGUAUCUUGGCUGGAGCAUUCAGAAUACCAGGGGGAUUCUGAUUCAACUGACAGUUCAGCUGGUUACAGCUCUUUUCCGUCUCCAAAUAAUUCAUCGGCCAAGUACCUCUAUAUUCAGAUGGAGUUAUGUGACACAAAGACACUAAAAGAGUGGAUUGAAGAGAAAAACACCCAGUCUCUGCAAGACUCCAAGAGAAGAGAAGAAGGCCUAAGCAUUGCUCAGCAAAUAGUCAGUGGAGUCGAAUAUAUUCACUCCAAGAAGCACAUCCACAGGGACCUUAAGCCUGCGAACAUCCUGUUCGGUCUGGGUGGAGAAGUGAAGAUUGGAGACUUUGGCCUGGUCACCAGAGAUGACGAUGGAGAUGCUUUGAUUGAAAGAACAAAGGAUUCUGGAACCGUAUCUUACAUGGCUCCUGAACAAAAUAAGAAGAACUAUGACCGGAAAGUGGACAUAUUUGCUUUGGGGUUGAUCUUCUUGGAACUCUUUUGGAAAGUCUCUACUGGCCACGAAAAAGCAAAGAUGUUUACGGAGGCCAGAUGUCAGAAUCUCCCCAAAGACUUUCCCCAGACUUUUCUCCAAGAGAACCGAAUCAUGGAGUUAAUGCUGCGUGAGAAGCCAGAAGAACGACCCGAGGCGAGUAAAGUGAAGGCGGAACUGGAGUGUGCGAAGACAUUCAACGCACAAAAUGAGCGGCAGAAAAAUGCAACCGUCUGAUUAUCACAAGGAAUUAUGAUGAGCUCGCUUUGCUGAUGUCUGUGUUUUUAUCAAAUGAUUUGAUCUACUCUUAUAUUAAUAUGAUGUUUCGAAUCUUUGUGGGUAAAUGGGUAUUGUGCGCUUCACAAGGUCCAGGAGAAAACGUAAAUGUUAGAUUUUGUCGUUAGUCAGUCAAGUUAAUGUCAACCGUGCUCUCUUUUAAAUAUAACUAGCUUUGUUACAUAAACAUAACUUGUAACACUACAGCGUGUUACAAGUUGAAACUCAUACGUCGUCUCCGCCGACUAAGCCGACUAGCGAUGUACGGAGAGCAUCGCGGUUUGAAGCUGAGGGCAACAGGCCGAGCGUUGGUAUUAUUGGAGUCAUGAGGUCAAAUCAUUAACAAUACAAUUAAUGAGCAACCUAAAAAAGGGACCCACUAUUAUGAGAUUCAGAAUAAGGGGAUGGAACACGAUGGAAUUGUUUUUAUCAUGAAAAAGUAACUUUUACAGUAAUUCACUUCUGUAUAGCUUUGGUUUGUUUCUAAUCAUGUGCCUUCUGUGUCUAGAUUUAACAUUUUAUCGUUAAAUGUCUUUUGGUGUCACAUUGCAACCUUUGCUUUGUAUUGAAAAGGUAAAGUUUGUCACGGCAAAGAAAUACAUAUAAAAAGUAUUUUUCUUUGCCUAGAUUGUAAAGGCCCCUGAGCCAAAUGUGUGAUGUGGGAUAUGCGGCUAUACAAAUACAAUUGGGUCCAGAAGUUAAUUGCUAAUUUAAUUCAUAUGUUCUUUAAUUUUCGAGUCAAUAAAGCCAUAUUCUUUUAAAACCCA
This is a messenger RNA of Cyclopterus lumpus (lumpfish), 2531 nucleotides long. Its product is annotated as interferon-induced, double-stranded RNA-activated protein kinase-like. Gene Ontology annotation, biological process: protein phosphorylation. Gene Ontology annotation, molecular function: protein kinase activity; ATP binding. Bases 166 to 1725 code for a protein of 519 amino acids. Lineage: Eukaryota; Metazoa; Chordata; Actinopteri; Perciformes; Cyclopteridae. The record is from RefSeq and is a predicted model, not a curated record. The transcript has 14 exons.